CCCGGUGCGUGUGCGCGGAGCCGCGCCGAGCCGAGCCGCGCCGCGCCGGGCGGGGCAUGCUGCCGCUCGGCCGGCCCCGCUGCCCGCCCCGCCUCCCGAGGCAUGACACGCCGAGCCGCCGGCGAAGCGCCGCUUUAAUUGAGGCCGCCGGGAUGGGGCGCACCGCGUAGGGCAGAGCGGGGGCCGCCGCGCUCCGGGCCGCAGGCAGCGCGCACCUACGGCCGUGCGGAGCGGCGCCGCGUCCGGCACAGCGUGAGCCCAGCCCCGGCCCGGGGGAGCGGCGGAGCGGGGCCGCGUCCCGGCCGCUGCGUGGGUGGCCGGUGGGCCGGGCGCUGGCGGCCGCCGCUGCCGAGCCCCAUGAAAACGCAGGUCUGGGGGAGCUCCCCGCGGGCGCCCAUGGCUGCGGCGAUGCCGUGCAAGAGCGCGGAGUGGCUGCAGGAGGAGCUGGAGUCGGGCGGCGGCCGCUCGCUGCUGCUGCUCGACUGCCGCCCCCACGAGCUCUUCGAGAGCUCGCACAUCGAGACGGCCAUCAACCUGGCCAUCCCCGGGCUCAUGCUCCGCCGCCUCAAGAAGGGCAACUUGCCCAUCCGCUCCAUCAUCCCCAACCACGAGGACAAGGAGCGCUUCGUCAAGCGCUGCAAGGCCGACACCGUGCUGCUCUACGACGAGGCGACCGCCGACUGGCAGGACGGUGGUGCCGCCACCUCCGUCCUGGGGCUGCUGCUCCAGAAGCUGCGCGAUGAUGGCUGCAAAGCCUAUUACCUGAAAGGUGGCUUUAACAAGUUUCAGACCGAAUAUUCGGAGCACUGCGAGACCAACCUUGACAGCUCCUCGCCCAGCAACUCUCCCCCGGCAUCAGUUCUUGGCCUGGGAGGGCUGCGGAUAAGCUCAGACUGCUCAGAUGGUGAAUCCGACAGGGAACCCAGCAGUGCCACAGAGUCGGACGGGAGUCCCAUCCCUAACAAUCAGCCUGCCUUUCCGGUCCAGAUCCUACCUUACCUGUACCUGGGCUGUGCCAAAGAUUCAACCAACUUGGAUGUCCUGGGCAAAUACGGCAUUAAAUACAUCCUGAAUGUGACUCCCAACCUGCCAAACAUGUUUGAGCAUGACGGAGAGUUCAAGUACAAGCAGAUCCCCAUCUCAGAUCACUGGAGCCAGAAUCUCUCGCAGUUCUUUCCCGAGGCCAUUGCUUUCAUUGAUGAGGCCCGUUCCAAGAAGUGUGGGAUCCUUGUUCACUGCCUCGCUGGCAUCAGCCGGUCUGUAACAGUCACUGUCGCCUACUUGAUGCAAAAACUCAACUUGUCCCUGAACGAUGCCUAUGACUUUGUGAAAAGGAAAAAAUCCAACAUUUCCCCAAACUUUAACUUCAUGGGCCAACUCCUGGACUUUGAGAGAACUCUGGGACUCAACAGCCCUUGCGACAACCGCUCGCCAAGCGAACAGCUCUACUUCACCACCCCCACCAACCACAACCUGUUUCAGCUGAACACUCUGGAGUCCACAUGAAGGGGAUGCCACCUGGUCGGGAACUUGAGCAUCGAAUGGCUUCUCUUGAGCAUUUCAACUCUUACAAAAGUAUCUGUCUUGCCAGGCAGCUCUGAAACGACUAGCUUCUCUGGGCAGAGGUGCCUGAUCGCUGCUUUAAGAAGGCUAAUGCCGUUCAUUAGUAUCCUGAUCAAAGUGGUUUGAAGAGGUAGUCUUUUUACAGGGGGUUAUUUAAUACGGGCGAUGUUACAGCGUUUUGAACGCAGCUGUUACCGGCAAUAACCGCUUUCCUGGGUGCAUUGGGACUGUCAGAACACGCACACAUGUGAAGAGCUACCGGGGGUUAGCUUGCUGUGGAAAGUGAGGAGAUUUAUGCACUUGGAAACCUUGAACAAAAGGUGUUGGGCCAAGACUGUUUUAAAACCCAAGUUUACUUUUUUUUUUGAUUUUUAAGAAAAGAGAGGGUAGAUCUUACUCGAGCUUUGGGUUCAAACUCUUUUUAAAUAUGUACGUUCCUGACUGUUUGUACAGACGAGGUUGCAAAACCAGUAUUUUAUUCUGUUUCUUGUUUGAUCAUUUAUUAUUUUUUUUUAAUCAAAUGUUUAUAUUGACCAAAUGCAUUUUGCACACUUUGUGAAGCCUUGGUAUGUCCUGGCAUAUUACUGGGUACUCCAGAGAGAGAUACAUGCUGCUGCUGUUGUUGUUAGCAUCUGGUAGGAAGCUUUGUUAUGUGUGAAGGCCAGUUGGGCUUAAAUGCAACCCCUUCACCACUCCUGCACUCACAAUCACAAACUCUGCACUGAUUCAGCCAAGGUGACUAAGCCGCAAGCUUUUUUUUUUUUUUUUUUUAAUUCCACCCCUGCCAAAAACACUGUUUGCUAUUGCCAGAGGUAAAACUUGUAGCCUCCAGAAUUGGUAGAAGCAUGUCUGAGCCCCACUUCGUUCUCUGCUGCCUGUUGACUGACUUAAUGUCAUCCAGCUGGCCCGAAACCAUUCCAGCUUCCCGAGUACAGAAGGUGGUUGUGAUGUUGGCGUUUCUUGUGCACACUCUAUUCUUUCCCACGUGUGCGGGCUGGAGGGGGGAACACAGCGAGCGCCUGGAGCAGAGCAAGGAUUGUGUAGCGAGAUGGGACUGAAUCGUCACGCAUGGAGCGUGUGAAGGGAGUGAAGAGAUGUGGAAAUGAUGAGUGUUGUAAUAGAGAAAUUUUUAUAUAUAUAUAUGAAUAUAUAUAUAUUAACUGGCAAAUUCUGAGAUGAUUGGAGCUUUCAACAGAGGUUCUGGGUUUUUUUUCCUUCCUCUUUCGAAUAACUAUGCCGUGCCUUCUAUUCUGAGAAGACUUGUUUAUAUUUCUGGCUAGUGUUUGGCAAACACCUUAUACCAAGCUGGGAGGGGAGGAAGUGGUAAUAAUUUCUGGGAGGAGGGCAGAACGGAUUUGGAGAUUUCUUUAUUGGCUGCAAUGUAGUCCCUCCUUUCUCCCCCCUCCCUCUCCACUUUAACUCUCAUGUAACUGAAAAAAAAAAAAAGCCACGGAUUUUUUCUAAAUAUCCAGUUUUUUGUACUUUUUUCAAGAAAAAAAAAAUAAAAAAAAAUCUCCAUCUGGAGGAAUGUUUGACGCUGUCGCAUCCUGAAACUGUUCUUUUUGUUAAAGUUGUUACCAGAAUGUUGGAAUGAGCUUCUCCUUGUUUUCUGGUUGUUUUUUGUUUGUUUGUUCGUUGGGUUUUGUUUGCAACAACGUUGGGAUCGUGGGUCAUUGGAAGGGAGAAUGGGUGUAAGUAUGGUUGUGAGUGAGAAAAUUGAGAAUAUCCUAAUUGCAUCUUACCUCAUGGAGGAAUUUAUUUUUUCAGGGAUUUUUUGACAGUGCAUCUGUAUUGCAUUACAGCUAAGCUGGUUUGUAAAGGCUUCCUGUGCUGUUAGUGGUCGUCUUCUUUAAAGGAAAAAAAAAAAAAAAAAGAUGCAUCUUCUGAUUAGUACAAAUGAGAGCUUGUUAGUGAGGAAUGGUUCUGCUUUCUGAGUUAUGAAGGAAAAUUAGUGACCCUAUAUAUACUGAUCCAAUAUUGGGACUUUGUUUAUAUUGCAAAUAAAUAUUAUUUUUUCUUUAAAAAUGA
Messenger RNA from Falco peregrinus (peregrine falcon), 3591 nucleotides. RefSeq names its product dual specificity phosphatase 7 (gene DUSP7). Gene Ontology annotation, biological process: protein dephosphorylation; negative regulation of MAPK cascade. Gene Ontology annotation, cellular component: cytosol; cytoplasm. Gene Ontology annotation, molecular function: protein tyrosine/threonine phosphatase activity; MAP kinase tyrosine/serine/threonine phosphatase activity. The transcript has 3 exons. The record is from RefSeq and is a predicted model, not a curated record. Bases 358 to 1506 code for a protein of 382 amino acids. NCBI's taxonomy places the organism in Eukaryota, Metazoa, Chordata, Aves, Falconiformes, Falconidae.